Messenger RNA from Capronia coronata CBS 617.96, 609 nucleotides. RefSeq lists its product as uncharacterized. Lineage: Eukaryota; Fungi; Ascomycota; Eurotiomycetes; Chaetothyriales; Herpotrichiellaceae. The transcript has a single exon. The coding region runs from base 1 to 609 and encodes 202 amino acids. The record is from RefSeq and is a predicted model, not a curated record.
AUGGGAUCCUCAAGUUCCAAAGUCGCAGGCAGAGCCGCCGGAGCAGCUCGUCGCCAGUACCCCUCAACCUCUUCCAUCACGCAGAAUGAACCGUCCACAUCCAAUGCACCUCCACAAGCCAAACCCAAACCCUCUGCUCCGGCACAAGUCCAGCCCAGUCCGCAAACCUCGCCUCCUGUAGACACUAGGUCUGAUCUUAUUGACCUGGACGGCCGAGAUCCUCAAUUCGACUCGGCACUCCGCAAUCUCGGUCCUGCCCAACCCCCAUCGUUAAUGCAAGAUCGCGGUCGUCCGGCCGAAGAGGCAUUUCCUACGUCCACCCAACCUAUGCAGCACGGGCGGAAUAUCUUCCCUACGUCUGCGCCCAAUCCCGCCCUCAUACUCGUCGAGUCACGCCAGAGGAUCACCAGGCGCUGGGAGUCGGAAUUGGACGAUCAAGGAAGACGGGGCUUCGCUGGCAGGACGCUCGUCAGUGCGAGGGAGAUCAAAGAAGCGUUGGUUAUGCGAGAUGAAAAGGGGAAGCCGUCUAGUGAGGUUGAAAAGCAGCUGGCAUUGAAGCCGGGUAUCUUGGACCAGUUGGUGCCCAAAAGAGUUAUCGCGAAUGCUUGA